Molecule: messenger RNA, 480 nt
Organism: Zasmidium cellare ATCC 36951
Lineage: Eukaryota; Fungi; Ascomycota; Dothideomycetes; Mycosphaerellales; Mycosphaerellaceae
Exons: 2
Coding region: 1-480 (159 amino acids)
Source: RefSeq, a predicted model, not a curated record
AUGGAGAAGGAAGAGCGAAAACUUCGCGAGGAAGACCCACAGCUCUUUGAAAGAGACGUUGGCCAUUUCUGGGGCAUCCACGAGACACGCCCGUACAUGCGAUCUCGUGCCGCGCUCAUUGACGAGUUGUGCACCACGAACAUUCGCGAGGGUGUGCAGUCUGCUCUUGAUCUCGCACUCGGGAAUCUGAAGCUUUGCAGAGGCGACAAUAUGGGUACUCGUAGUCUGAUCCCGGCCCUGAUGAUUCGAUUGGGGAAAGACCAGGAAGCGUAUGAUUUUAUCAAGUGGUAUGAGACAUCUGGUAAUGACAUGUCACUGCCCUACCUAAACUUGCACGACGAAGAUGUGUUCGAGAACCCCGAAGCUGCCCUGGGAGAUCGCAAAUUCGGAGAUUUGGCCAACCAGUCUUGCCUUGCUUUGAUCAAGUUUCGGCUGCUGUCUGAUCUCCAGUCCCUUCAGAACUCCAUGGCCUUGGGCUAG